AUGUUCUUUUUUUUGCAAAGUAAUCGAGCGGAGUUAAUACGUGGCCUAGAGGUUCACUUAUCAAUGAUUCUAUUAAACAAAUUUCAACUGUUUUUAAUAAUUUAUAUGAAAUCUUUGGUCUUGACUGCGACAGUAGGUAGUCAGGAAGAAGAGUGCGAUCAAAACAAACCAGCAGAAGGCGAAACAACUUCGAUGAAAGUCGGUUUGGUGAAUACUUAAAAUGUACUCUGUGGCGUCUACAGCCGGUUAUUUUGUCUCUAGAAAGUUAGCAAACAAAAACCGACCACCCCGACGUGGGGGUAAAAAAUCUCUAGUAAUUGACCCUUCGACUUACAUAACGGGUAAAGAAAUCAAGAUUAACGUCAGUGGUGCAAUGUUCCAUAUACACGAAUCUUAUCUGAAUCAGCAUCCUGAUACACUCCUUGGAAGCGCAGAAAGAAAUUACUUUUAUGAUGAAGAUGCUAGUGAAUAUUUCUUUGACCGCGAUCCGUACAUGUUUCGGUUUAUUCACAAGUAUUACAAGACGGGGAAGCUGCAUUUUUCGGAUAAUGAUUGCUAUGAAUCGUUCAAUGAUGAGAUGGAAUUUUUUCGCAUCAAUCCUGACGAAGUGGCGCCUUGUUGUAGCGACAGCUACGAGAUACAAUUAUUACAAAAACUGGAAAAAGAAAAGAAAAUCGAGGUUAUCAAAAGAAUACCUCCUCAGAAUUUCCGCGAAUUGUGUUGGGAAUUUACCGAAGAGCCUCAAUUCUGUCUCUCCGCCACGGUGUUUUAUUAUAUCAGUUGCUUAAUUAUUACACUCUCCGUUGCGUUAAAUUCCGCAGAAACAGUCCCGUGUAAUACCUUUAAAUUAAACGGGACAAUCAUUAGUGAAAGGUGUGGGGAAGUGCACGAUGAAAUUUUUUUUACCAUAGAUUCGACAUGCGUUGGAUUUUUUACUUUAGAAUAUUUACUGAGGCUUUAUGGUACACCGAAUCGCUUGAAAUUUGUUAAAGGUUUUAUGUCUGUUGUGGAUAUUUUAUCAAUUCUACCCUACUUCAUUGACUUGACGUUAGCUCUCUUAAGUGUCGAAAACAAUGCUUCGGUAACAAGCUCACUUGUCGCAUUGCGUUCCCUUCGUAUAUUUCGCAUAUUCAAACUCGCAAGACAUUCGAAAAGACUUCGAGAUUUAUCCUCUUCAAUAAAGAACUCUGCGAGUGAGCUCGGCUUUAUAGUGUUUAUGUACUUCAUCGUUGUGAUUGUUUUUGCAAGUAUUAUAUACUACGCAGAAAACAUGGGAGGCGAAAAUACGAAGAUUGAUAGCAUACCAGAGGCGAUAUGGUAUACUGUUGUGACAACCACAACUUUAGGGUACGGAGAUAUCGUUCCAAUAACGGUUCAGGGGAAGCUGAUUGGUUCAAUGUGUUGUUUGAUGGGUGUCUUAGUCAUUGCACUUCCAGUACCGAUCAUCCAAAUGAAGUCAAACACACUGGAUGCGAAAGACAUACAAUCGUGAAGACUCAAAAUAAUGACAUCAAAGAUGUAAAUUUUAUUACAUCCCUAUCAGCUUGUACAUAGUAUUUUCACGGUAAAAAUAUAAUACACAAAGUUUUAAUAAAAUUCUCGUACAAAAAAGUUA
Messenger RNA from Hydractinia symbiolongicarpus, 1615 nucleotides. RefSeq names its product potassium voltage-gated channel protein Shal-like. The coding region runs from base 221 to 1492 and encodes 423 amino acids. Lineage: Eukaryota; Metazoa; Cnidaria; Hydrozoa; Anthoathecata; Hydractiniidae. Gene Ontology annotation, molecular function: protein binding; voltage-gated potassium channel activity. The transcript has 3 exons. The record is from RefSeq and is a predicted model, not a curated record. Gene Ontology annotation, cellular component: membrane; voltage-gated potassium channel complex. Gene Ontology annotation, biological process: potassium ion transmembrane transport; protein homooligomerization.